Exophiala spinifera is the source of this 450-nucleotide messenger RNA. RefSeq lists its product as uncharacterized. Bases 1 to 450 code for a protein of 149 amino acids. The transcript has a single exon. The record is from RefSeq and is a predicted model, not a curated record. NCBI's taxonomy places the organism in Eukaryota, Fungi, Ascomycota, Eurotiomycetes, Chaetothyriales, Herpotrichiellaceae.
AUGCCAACAACCACCGCCACCACCUCAACAGCAACAACGACAACACUAGGUCGCUCCCUCCUCACGCUCGUGGCUCUCUCGACCUCGGUGUCAUGCUACCUCGCCGACUGGAACGAGACGCACGUCAAGAACCCUCGCUGGCCGCCCCACGCGCGCUUCCACAACGGCCAGACCAUGUCCAUGGGUCUGUGUCUGGGUACGUUGACGGCCUACUACACGUGGCGCAUGACGCCUAACGCCGCGGCCGAGAAGGAUUCACUUACCACUGCAGCGCUGAUAGGGACGCUCUACUGGGUCACGGGCAUGAGUGCAAUCUUGUACCCCGGGACAAAGUGGGAGGAUCCCGAGUUUGGAGAGCGGAGUCCCCAGAAGGCCGUGUUCGGGACGCAUGUAGUCUUGUGUUGGAUCGGCUGGUGGCUGGAGAUGAGGAGGCUCCGGCGGCUCAGCUGA